AUGGUGAAGGGGAAAAGAAACCAGAAGCCAAGAAUCCGAUGGUUGCGUGAAGGAGAUUCUAGUACCAAGUUCUUUCACCGUGUGGUACUGGCUAAUCAAUCGUGGAAUGCUAUCCGUUACUUGAGGGAUCAUACAGGGUUGAGGAUCUACAAUCAGCAACAAAUCAAAGGAAUGGCAUGGGCUUAUUUCAAAAAUUUGUUGGGUUCAGAGAGUAGGGGCAUUGUGCCAAUGACAGUUGGAGAGAUCAGAGACAUUCACCCGUUCAGAUUCUCCUCUACACUGGCUAAUGAGCUCACUCAGAUUCCUUCAGAUGAGGAAAUCAAGGCAGUGUUCUUUAAAAUGCCUAAGUGCAAGGCCCCGGGCCCCGAUGGUUUUCCGGCUGAGUUCUUUAUUGAUGCUUGGGAGAUCGUUGGUGACGAGGCAAUCCAGGCAGUCAAGGAGUUCUUUACUUCUGGAAGGAUGCUCAAAAAAUUUAAUGCCACCACGAUUGCACUGAUUCCGAAGAUCACCGGCGCAGACGAGCUGUCUCAGUUCAGGCCAGUGUCUUGUUGCUCAACCGUAUACAAGGUGGUAGCGAGACUACUGAAGAGGCAUCUCAAACUGUUUAUGCCAGACGCGGUUCAACAUAAUCAGGUGGGAUGCAUUAAGGGUCGGCUCCUCUGCAAAAACGUUCUUCUCGCUUCUGAGUUGGUAACUGGCUUCCUUGGAGCUGAGAAUUUAUGGGCCCUUGAUGCUUCUAGGUCGGGAAGUUGGAGUUGGAAAUCUCUUUGCCAGCUUAGACAACUAGCUCGACCCUUUGUGGUCUGUGAGGUUGGCUCUAGUACCUCCGCUAGCUUCUGGCACGACAAUUGGACCUCCUUAGGAUCAUUAUAUCAGUUGACUAAUGGGAGGGGUCCGAGGCUGAGUGGCCUUCCAGAGAAUGCAGUGGUUCGAGAUGCUCUUGUUAAUGACAAUUGGUGGUUGCACUCCUCUAGAUCAAGAAACCCGACUAUUAGUCUAUUUAAGAACAGUCUCCCUGACCAUCGAGAGAUAGUUGCCUCAGAGGCAGAGGACUGCUUUUUAUGGCGAGUGGGUGAAAAUUUCCCUGGAACGGAUUUCUCGACCUCUCUCAUGUGGAAUCACUUAUAUGAUCAUCUUCCGGAAGUGUCGUGGCACAAAUCCGUAUGGUUCAGAGGAAGGAUUCCAAAGCAUGCGUUCAUUACUUGGUUGGUGGCUCUUGACAGAUUGUCAACUAGGGACAGGAUGAGACGUUGGGGCAUUUCGGUCUCUCCUUUAUGCCUUUUAUGCAGUUCUGCUGAUGAAUCUAGACAGCAUCUCUUUUUUGACUGUGGGUAUAGCAAAGAGGUUUGGGCAUUCUUCUUCUCAGCUUUCCAGCUCUCCCCUCCACCUUUGUUCAUGGAUGUCCUGAACUGGCUUAAGGCGCUUACUCGGGACAGCAACGUCAACCUGAUCCUAAAGCUCACUUUCCAAGCCUCUUUCUACAUGAUUUGGAAAGAGCGUAAUUCUAGAUUGCAUUUUCAGUCUUCUCUCCCGGCAGCUUCUCUCUUCACGGAAAUUCAACAGCUUCUUAGGGCAAAAAUGGACAUAUUAUCUAAAGAACAGAGAAAUCUCCCCUCCACUGUUACUUUUUUAUCUACUUGGCGUCUUGUAUUUAACAUCCAUUAG
Messenger RNA from Brassica oleracea var. oleracea, 1665 nucleotides. RefSeq lists its product as uncharacterized. NCBI's taxonomy places the organism in Eukaryota, Viridiplantae, Streptophyta, Magnoliopsida, Brassicales, Brassicaceae. The transcript is spliced from 2 exons. The coding region runs from base 1 to 1665 and encodes 554 amino acids. The record is from RefSeq and is a predicted model, not a curated record.